UAGAAAAAAAAUCGAAAUAAUUUCAAACUACCAGCAAGAAGCAAACGGCAAAGUUUUCAAACCGUUUUCCCCUCGAGUUUUUAUAGUAAUUAAAUUUUUGCUACUGUUUUUUGAUAAACCCUUCCAUCGAAAACCCUUUAACCCAUUUGAGUGCAAUGUCUUCGAACGAAUCGAUUGCCACGCAAGAGAUCAGCAAAUGUCUGGGCUGCAAGGCCCAUGGCAAUCUGGGCCGGCGUUACGAGUGCACAGUUUGCGGCGAGUCGGUGACCUAUUGCGGCAAUUGUUACGAUGAGGGCAAGAAUGUGCCGAACGAUAAGCACAAGUAUUACCAUCCCAUGAAGGCCAUCUACAAUCAAGAUUUCUUUGAGCUCUACUUCCUCGGCGAGGAGAUGGUCAACGGCGAGGCGCCGCAGAGCUACAAGUGCGCCUUCUGCGAUGAGCUCGGCUUCACCGCCGAGGAGCUGCAGUUGCAUGUGCUCGAAAAGCACAGCGGUCACCCGGAUGCACCCCAACUGCUCGACAUAUUGGAGCAAAUGAAAGAGCAGAAGAAAGCCACUGAGAUCCGUUGCCAGGAGAAGUCGCGCGGCGGCCUCAGCUAUGAGGUUAUUUUGGCCGAGCCGGCACCGAAUGUGGCCGUGCCCAAGCGACCCGUCACCCCUGGCAAAAAUGUCAGUGUCGAGGAGAUUGAGCAGAAGCUAAAGGCCGCCGAGGAGCGUCGAAUUUCCUUGGAGGCCCGCAAGAUGGCCGAGAUCUCGAUUAAACUGGCCAAGGUCGAAGAGGCCACGCGCAAAAAGGAUGAGAUUACCAACGAGUUCAUCACUCAGACCAAGGAGCAGCUCGAGUCCAAAAUGGAGAAUCAUGUGGAGAAGCGCGAGGCUAUUAUCAGCGACAUGAAGGAAAAGCUAAAGAUUCAUGCCCAGGAGAUUGAGAAAACGCGCGAGACUUUGGAGCAGCAAAAGGCCAAUGAGCAGAAGGCCAUCGAGGAGAAAUUGAAGACCGCUCAGGCCUUGCGCGAUGAGAACAUUAAGAAAAUGUUGAAUCGUCUCAAGGAGCAUAACACAAUCAAAAUUGCCGAAAUCAAAACCCAGAACAAUCAAUUGGAAAAUCAAAAGCUCGAGGAGAAAGCGCGCAUUAUUGAAAACAAAUUGUACACCGCCGAGCAGAAUCGCGAAAAGGAGUUGCUCAAGAAAAUUGAGAAAGCUCAACAACUUGAACGUCGCGCUGAGGUUGUGCGUCAGAACAAGGCUCAGACCCAGGACAUGGACGGACAGCAGAGUCCCAUUGCCUCGUCGGGUUAGAGGCGAUGCUGCAAGGAAUUGCCGUUGCUGCUGGGGCACGUGGAGCGUUCUCAAUAAAGCGCACAGCGGCGGCUGCAACACACACACACACACCCACACCCACACACACCCAGCAUACGACAACAACAACAACAACAACAACUACAAACACAUAUUUGAGCAAGCAACCUUUAAGCAACAACAGAUUUGCUUCAAAAAUUUCAAGUAUUAACUAAAAGAGAAAAAAAAAAAAAAAAAAAUUAAAAAUCUUAAAGAACAUUUUUGCUGAGCAAAACGCGCAGGCAACAAAGAGGAAGAACCACAGCAGCAACAACAACAACAACAACUACAGCGCCAAGCAAAACAUUUAAAACUCAAAACUCUACACUACACUACAAGAAAAGCAAAGCGAAUGCAUACUGCAAAUUAAUAAGAAAUACAUUUAGUAAAGCAAAUUUACAACUAACAAAACGCAAAAAAAAAAAAACAAACAAAA
Messenger RNA from Drosophila montana, 1773 nucleotides. It is a transcript of the gene stai, whose product is annotated as stathmin. Gene Ontology annotation, molecular function: zinc ion binding; tubulin binding. Gene Ontology annotation, biological process: microtubule depolymerization; regulation of microtubule polymerization or depolymerization; neuron projection development. Gene Ontology annotation, cellular component: neuron projection; cytoplasm. Lineage: Eukaryota; Metazoa; Arthropoda; Insecta; Diptera; Drosophilidae. The record is from RefSeq and is a predicted model, not a curated record. The transcript is spliced from 6 exons. The coding region runs from base 156 to 1298 and encodes 380 amino acids.